GUGUCAUUCAUGUUUUACUGCUGCUCAUGUGUGCAGUGUGCACCGUCCGUCCUUCAAUUGUUGACAAAUAUCUCUGGUUCUGUUAGUGAAAAGAUCACCCUCGAGGAUGGACUAAAGGAUGGACGAAGUCGCAGAAUCGUAUUUGUGUAUAGAGAAGAUUGUGAGAUCGUGUAAAUCAAUCAAAGAAUCCUUGGUAUGCGGAAUAUGUUUGGAAUAUUUCAAAGAACCUGUAACUAUAAGAUGUGGUCACAAAUUUUGUCGUGGCUGCAUUUUUAAAGUUGCUACAAACGAGCAUGCAACCUGCCCAUUUUGUAACAUUAAUAUUCAAAAAAGAUCUAUACCCAAGCAAGGAAACAAAUUGGUACAAUCAAUUGUUGAUAAUUUUCAAGACUUGGUCGAGGCUAUUAAAAAUGAUUCUGGUAUUGAUGUUUUUGAUUAUUCCAACUUAAAGCAGCCUACAAAAAAGAAUAAAAAUCUUGAAAAUAAAAAAGAUUUUGAAACAGCUUCGAUUGCCAAUGAAUUAUUUUCACUAAAAGGCAAUAACUCAAAUACAAUUAGAUCUAAAUCUUCUCAAUCAGUGAAAGCUACUCCAUCAGUUUCCAAAAAGUUGUCUUUACGAAGAAAGUCAGAUACAGGAAGAAAAACACCUGUUGAUACAAAUACUCUUGAUAAGUAUUUAACUAAUAAAUCUGAGCAUGAAUCUGAAGUACAGUAUAACGAAAAAGUAACACAAUGGCUUGAAAGUUGUACUCCACUUGCGAGUGAUUCAACUGAAGUGCAGAAUCUAGCUGAGAAGAAUGUAGAAGAAACAAAUGAUCAACUGACAACUGAUCAGUUAGUGCAAACUGUAAAUAUUUGUGAUAUUGUUGAUAAAGAAACUGAAGACUCCAAUAAGGGUGAAGAAUCAAAAUUUUCAAAUACUCAAAAACAAAUAGAGCAAGCAGAAAUGAAUGCAAGAAGGAAAAAAGUAAAUCAAAAUUUGUCAGGGGAUAAAUCAACUGCUAAAACACCUCCAUCUGUUCCUGCAGCAUCCCAUUCAGAUGUUAAUGAUUGGCGUAGAGUAAAGCGUGUUGGGAAAGAAAUGCAAGUUAAAACAUUUAAAUCUCUUAGUGUUAGUAUUGAAAGAAAUGUUUCUUCAUCAAAUCUUGAUGAAAAUACUGUACCAGAUGAAAAAUAUGUUAAAAAAAGAAGAUCUAAAAAUGAACAUCAAUCUAGAAGCUUUCAAAAUUCAUCAAAAGAUAAUGAAAAAGAUAAAGUUGAUGAUUGCAAUAAUCCAGAUAAUAUAAAUGAAAUUAUUGAUGCUUCAACAAUGCAGAAUGCUCUUGAUACACCUGAACAGGCCAGAACUAGCUUGUCAAAUGUUCGAAGUACAAAUAAACUCGGAAUUUUAACUCCUCUCAAGACAAAAGAUGAUGAUGAUUGUAGAAGUAUACAGUCAGACGACUCUAAUUCAAAUUAUAGAAGAUCAAAAUUGUCGUUAAAGUUAAAAUUGAAAAGUUCAAAACGUUCAAAAGUAGAACCUCCUCAUCAAGUAACUGUUUCGCCACCAAAAGAAUCUGCAAAUAAUAUUGAGCAUAAUAAAGUUCAAUCAAAAACUACUAGUGUAACGACAAAUUUACUCAAACCUCUAACUUCAAAUACAAAUCGGUCUCUAUUGGUACCAUUUAAAAAGUUGGGAAAAAUUGUAAAGAAAAAGAAAAAUAUUCCAUUUCUAUACUUAGGUAGAACUAAACCCAAAGAAAAAAUAGUUGAGCUUGUUUUAGCUAGUUUUAAUAAUAUUGAAGUGCCAGUACAAAAAGAUAAAUUGGAAAAUCAUUCUGAACUUAUUAAUGCGAGUGGAUCUCAUUUAAAAAGUAAAAAAAAUAUUGAAGAAUGUAUACAAAAAGCUAACGGUGAAAGUACCAAAAAUGACAAUAGAAAUGAAGAGAAAAAUGAUGUUGAAGUUGAAUCAGAUAGCAGUUCCCUGAUUCAAAAUACAUCUCCUGUAAAAGCAGCUGAUAAUGUAGCCAAAUGUUAUGAAUCCAUGAAAACAGCUAACAAUAAAAGUAUACAAAAAAGUGAAGAGGCUUCCAAAAAUAGAAAGGAAAACGAAGCGGAAGUUGAAUCAGACAGUGGAUCAUCUAUUUAUGCUGCAUGUACCCAUAAAAAUAUUGGUCAAGUUGAUAAUAAUAAGUCCUUAAACCAAAUUAAUGGUAAAAGUACUAACAAUGAAUUUGAAAUUAGAAAAAAAAGUAAAGCUAGAAUUGAGUCAGACAGUGAAUCAUCUAUUGAUAAUGAACCUGCUGAUAAUAACACUAUUAUCAAAAUUGAUAAUACCAAAUCAGUAAUGAAAACUAAUAAUAUAACUACCAAUAAGGACUUGAAAAAUAAAGAGAAAAAUCAAGCUGAAAUUGAGUCAGAUAGUGGAUCAUCUAUUUGUGCACCUUCCCUCAAGAGAGCUAAUAAAAAAAAACUAAUAAAAAUGAAAACUUUAUCCACUACAUCUGGUUCAGAAGCAAGUUCUCCUUUGAGAAAAAAAAGGUCCUAUUCUGAGUCAUCUAUAGAAGAGGAUGUUGUAUCAAUCAUUCAUAAAUGGACAGAUGAACCAUUGACCAAAAUACCAAAAAGUACACCUGACUUUAUAGAUUCUAGUCAAAUUGAAAAGAAGAAAAAUUCUAGGCGUUCUAGUGGUUUUAAUGUUUCCAAUAAAGAUAAAACAUUAGUAUCUAAAACAAAUGAACAAGCAUCUCAGAACACAUUGGAAGAAGAUCCUCCUAUAGAUGAUAUAAUCAACAAAGUAAAAAAAUUUAAGGACAAUGAUGCUGAGUCUUGCAAAAUAAACCAUAUGCCAAGCUCAUUGAUGUCAGCUGAUCUAUUUGAAACAAAUGAUGUGCAAACUAUUGAAAACAGUUAUUCUAAACCAUCUAAAAAUGGUAAUCAUAAGGAAAUUGAUGCAUUAAACGCAAAUGAAGUUGAACAUAGUAUAAUGAAUACCAGUAACUCUGAAAUUGAAAACACAGCGAUUGAUCUUUAUAAGAGUAAACGAAAAAAAAUGAAUCUAACAACCUGCUCAAAUGACUCUAAUAAAGAAAAUGAAAAAAUGAGAAAUAAUCCAAAGCUUGUUCAUAUAACCCCGGAAAAAAAUUCUGAAAAUAUAAACAAUAAAACAGAUAUACUUGAAGAUAAUAAUAAAACAACAAAAUUUGUUGAAAGUGCAUUUAAUCUACCAGAUAGUUUGAUUAACAUUACAGCAGAACAAAUAGCUCUAAGAGAAUUAGAAAAGGAACUGAUGGAUUGUGAGCCUGUAGUAAAUACAGAUAGAAAACAUGUAGACGAAAAUGUAGAAAAAGAAAAGUUUAUGACUCCUAAAAAGGUACAUUUAAGCAAUCAUGAAGAAGAAGAAUACGAUUCUGAAAACAUUGGCGCCACACCUGUGGUUAAAAGACGUAGACCUAUGCUUGAUUAUAAGUCUCAGCUUGACAUGCCUGACUUGACAUCCCAGGAUCUCGGACCGAGUUUAAUACCGCCGACAAUAACACCUCUAAGAACUGGAAAAAUACAUCCUCUGUGUCACAGUACUCCAUUAAAUGCGAAUGCUAGAAAUAAUACUGCUUUACAAGCUAGCAACAAAAAAAUGAUAUUGAUAUGUAGCGGUUUACCGCCUGAAAGUAUAAAAGUAAUUCAAGAAUUUGCGAGGAAGUUCGAUGGGGAAUUUAAAAGUCAAUUUAGUCCAGAUGUAACCCACGUCAUAGUUCACACGGAUCCUAAGACGAAAGCUGGACAAAAAACAUUCAAGUACAUUCAAGGGAUUGCUUACCAAAAAUAUGUUGUAAGCUUUUUAUGGGUAAUCGAUUGCCUAAAAUCGAAUACGCUUUUGGAUGAAGAUGACGAAAAGUAUGACGUGCUGGAUCCUGAGCUUAAUCAUAAUGGAGCAAAAAGAUCACGUUUGAGGAUACGUGAUUUAUUUUCAGAUUUUACGGUGUACUGCUUUGAACCUUUCAGCAAUUUUUCAAUAACAGAUUUUAAGGAUCUAUUAAUGACAAAUAAUGCUCGAGUAGUAGACACAGAAAAAGAUCUUUUAAAAAUAAAAAAAGGAUUAAAAUUAAUAAUACUCGAAUCAGAAAGUUUGACUAAACAACAAGUAUCAACUCUGAAAAAGUGUAAUAGUGCGAUAGUUUCAUUUGAAUGGGUAGUAGAUUGUUUGAGUCAGUAUCAAAUUUUAUCUUUAGCCCCAUAUUUAUGUGAGACAACGAAGGAAGAAGCUCUGGCGUUAGGGUAUCCUCCGGGCAUAUUGGUUGAAGAAGAGGACGAUGAUGAGGAUGACGAUGAAGAAGACGAUGAAGAAAACGAAGCGAAUUAAACGAACAAUCAAAAUGUAAAAUAGUUGUAAAUGUUAUUAUAAAUCGUUGCCUUAAAUAGUGUGCCUGACUUUUCACAUUUCACAGUAGUUGAAAAUUUUUCGUUUGCACGUUGAUUUACUAGGGUAUCUCAUUUUAAGUGCGCUGAACUGCACAAAAAUAAGUAUUACUUGAGAACAAGUGCUGAUUGUAAGUUAAGUGUUCACAAAUAUCGUGUUCUGCGUAAUGCUCGAAUGUUCAAUAUUAGUGAUUAUGUAUGAAGUAACUAUAAGCUCUGUCAAACAGAAUUUGUAUAAUUAAACAAAUACCUCAUGAACUUUUUUUAAUGACACAAUUAAUGAUUUGUUAUG
Messenger RNA from Trichogramma pretiosum, 4687 nucleotides. RefSeq names its product breast cancer type 1 susceptibility protein homolog. Gene Ontology annotation, molecular function: ubiquitin-protein transferase activity. The transcript is spliced from 7 exons. Gene Ontology annotation, biological process: negative regulation of fatty acid biosynthetic process; positive regulation of transcription by RNA polymerase II; double-strand break repair via homologous recombination. Bases 119 to 4339 code for a protein of 1406 amino acids. NCBI's taxonomy places the organism in Eukaryota, Metazoa, Arthropoda, Insecta, Hymenoptera, Trichogrammatidae. Gene Ontology annotation, cellular component: BRCA1-A complex; plasma membrane; BRCA1-BARD1 complex. The record is from RefSeq and is a predicted model, not a curated record.